Owenia fusiformis is the source of this 1774-nucleotide messenger RNA. NCBI's taxonomy places the organism in Eukaryota, Metazoa, Annelida, Polychaeta, Sabellida, Oweniidae. The record is from the annotation of a GenBank genome assembly.
AUUAUCAUCACAUUGAAUCAAGGAGAACAAGUGCUGUCCCAUAUUCUUAUCAAAGUGAAUCGAAGAGAACAAAUGCUGUACAAGAUUUACAUCAUGAUGAGUCGAGGAGACCAAGUGCUGUACCAGAUUCUAAUUACAAUGAUUUAAGAUGUUUAAGUUCUGCAUCAGAUUCUCAUCAUAGUGAAUCAAGGAAAACAAAUACUGUUCAAGAUUUACAUCAUGAUGAGUCGAGGAGACCAAGUGCUGUAUCAGUUUCUAAUUACAAUGAUUUAAGAUGUUUAAGUUCUGCAUCAGAUUCUCAUCAUAGUGAAUCAAGGAAAACAAAUGCUGUUCAAGAUUUACACCAUGAUGAGUCGAGGAGACCAAGUGCUGUACCAGAUUCAAAUUACAAGGAUUUAAGAAGUUUAAGUGCUGUACCAGAUUCUCAUACUGAGUUAAGAAGAACAAGUGUAGCAAAUUCUCAUCACAGUGAAUUAAGAUCAAGUUCUAUACUAGACUCUCAGCAAAGUGAAUCAAGGAGGCCUAGUGCCUUACCAGAUUCUCAGGGUAACCAAUCAAGGAGACCAAGUGUUAAAUCAGAUGCUUAUCCCAGUGAAUCAAGGAAAUUAAGUGCUGUGCAAGAUUUUCAUGGUGAAUCAAGGAGUACACAUGCUCUACCGGAUUCUCACCACAGUGAAUCAAGGAGAACAAGUGCUCUGACAUAUUUCCACCAUAGUGAACCAAGAAGAACAGGUGCUAAAUCAGGUCUUCCCCAUAGUGAACCAAGAAGAACAGGUGCUAUACAAGAUUCUCAUCACAGUGAAUCAAGGAGGCCUAGUGCCUUACCAGAUUCUCAGGGUAACCAAUCAAGGAGACCAAGUGUUAAAUCAGAUGCUUAUCCCAGUGAAUCAAGGAGAAUAAGUGCUGCACAAGAUUUUCAUGGUGAAUCAAGGAGUACACAUGCUCUACCGGAUUCUCACCACAGUGAAUCAAGGAGAACAAGUGCUCUACCAGAUUCUCACCACAGUGAAUCAAGGAGAACAAGUGCUGCAACAAAUUCUCACAGUGAAUCAAGGAAAACAAAUGCAGAAUCAGGUCUUCCUGAUAAUGAAUCAAGAAGAACAGGUGCCAUACAAGAUUCUCAUCAUAGUGAAUCAAGGAGCCCUAGUGCCUUACCAGAUUCUCAGGGUUACCAACCAAGGAGACCAAGUGUUAAAUCAGAUGCUUAUCACAGUGAACUCAGGAGAACAAAUGCUGUACCAGAUUCUCAUGGUGAAUCAAGGAGAACAAGUGCUCUACCAGAUUCUCAUCACAGUGAACUCAGGAGAACAAAUGCUGUACCAGAUUCUCAUCAUAGUGAAUUAAAGAGAGAAACUACUGCACCAGAUUCCCAUCACAGUGGAUCAAGGAGAAAAGGUACUGCACCAUAUUCUUAUCACAGUGAAUCAAGGAGAACAAGUACUGUAUCAGAUUCUCAACAAGGUGAAUCAAGGAGAACAAGUGUGGUAUUUGAUUGUCAUCACAGUGACUCAAAGAGAACAAGUGCUGUACCAGAUUUCCAUCACUGUGGAUCAAAAAGAACAAGUGCUGUACCAGAUUCUCACCACGGUGAAUCAAGGAGAACAAGUGUGGUAUUUGAUUGUCAUCACAGUGACUCAAAGAGAACAAGUGCUGUACCAGAUUUCCAUCACUGUGGAUCAAAAAGAACAAGUGCUGUACCAGAUUCUCACCACAGUGAAUCAAGGAGAACAACUGCUGUUCCAGAUUCUCAUCACAUUGAAUCAAGGAUACCAAG